AGGCAGUUCAAGAAUGCGUUUCUGAAUUCAUCAGUUUCAUAACCGCUGAAGCAGCUGAAAAAUGUCACGAUGAGAAGAGAAAAACAAUUGGAGGGGAGGAUGUGCUGUACGCAAUGAUGUUGUUGGGUCUCGAACAGUACGUCGAGCCGUUGAAGAUCUACCUUGCAAAGAUGAGGAUGCCUACGAAUGCCACUGCCAACGGGACCGACGUAGACCUCCAAAUCGAGGAAGAGCAGAAAGAAGCAGGCUAUUCAUGA
Acaulospora colombiana is the source of this 257-nucleotide messenger RNA. NCBI's taxonomy places the organism in Eukaryota, Fungi, Glomeromycota, Glomeromycetes, Diversisporales, Acaulosporaceae. The record is from the annotation of a GenBank genome assembly.